AGUAGUCUUUGGUUUUCCCGUACCAUUGGUUGCUUUGGAUGCUUUGGUACUUCUACUGGAACCCGACAGUUGCCGCCUGAGAGGCCACUCCAACAUGAUGAUACACAUUCAUCUUGUAGUGAGGGUACUAGCAGUUCCAGAAGCGAAGAGGACGAAGAAGAAGUAGAGCAGAAGAGCCGCUCCAAACGAUCUGACGAAAUUUUGAAAUUUAGAUUAGAUCAUGGUUUGAUCUGCAGGCAGGUUCCUGUGAAAGUCACUAAGCAACUUAUCCGUGGAGAGGAUGAAGAUGGUAACAAGAUGAUCAAUGAGUAUGUUCGUGUGUGUAAAAUUGGAUCCGGUAGCUAUGGCAAAGUGGUUUUAUAUCGAAGCUCUGUUGAUGGCCUAUCUUAUGCUAUUAAGGCGUUUCACAAGUCGCAAUUAUUAAGGCUAAGGGUUGCACCUUCUGAGACUGCUAUGAGUGAUGUUCUUCGUGAGGUCAUGAUCAUGAAAAUUUUGGAGCAUCCUAACAUUGUUAAUCUCAUUGAGGUGAUAGACGACCCAGAAACUGAUCAUUUUUACAUGGUUCUCGAAUACAUUGAUGGAAAAUGGGUUUAUGACGGUUCUGGACCGCCUGGUGCUCUCGGGGAGAAAACCGCUAGAAAGUAUCUGCGGGAUAUAGUUACUGGCCUCAUGUACCUGCACGUUCAUAAUGUGAUUCAUGGGGACAUCAAACCUGACAAUCUGAUGGUUACUAGUAGCGGCACGGUGAAAAUAGGAGACUUCAGUGUCAGCCAAGUGUUCAAGGAUGAUGAUGAUCAACUGCGUCGAUCUCCCGGGACACCAGUUUUCACUGCUCCAGAGUGUUGUUUAGUAUCAGGUAUAACGUAUAGUGGCAGAGCUGCUGAUACAUGGGCAGUGGGGGUUACUUUGUAUUAUAUGAUAUUGGGACAAUACCCGUUCCUUGCUGAUACUCUUCAGGACACUUACGACAAGAUUGUUAACAACCCUUUGAUACUCCCGGAUGGAUUGGAUCCUCUUUUAAGAGAUUUGAUGGAAGGUCUCCUUUGCAAAAAUCCGAGCGAGAGAAUGACACUGAAGACGGUGUCGGAGCAUCCUUGGUUCCUUGGAGAAGACGGGCAUGUUCUUGAGUAUUUUUGUUGCUGCAAACGCAAGUCUGCCUUGAAGAUUGAACAAGAAGAAGAAGCUAAUGGGAUGGAUGCUCAAGUCUCAGAUAUCUAGCUAAAAAACUUUGGAAGCUUUUUGAUCGUUUAGAAAUGUAUAAGCUUGAAGAAUACAGGAAACGUUAACAUCAUGCUAUCGCAUCUCCUUAACCAUACAAGUUUGCGGUCAUUGUUUUUUUUUUCUUUAAUAUACUAGAUAGUUGUCAUAUUAUUAUCAUGUGUUGUUUUAUGAGUUUCAAAAUUAAUAUGACAAUGAAUUUUUAUUUUGA
Brassica oleracea var. oleracea is the source of this 1429-nucleotide messenger RNA. Its product is annotated as serine/threonine-protein kinase GRIK2-like. The transcript is spliced from 11 exons. Gene Ontology annotation, biological process: intracellular signal transduction; protein phosphorylation. The record is from RefSeq and is a predicted model, not a curated record. The annotation marks the transcript as partial. NCBI's taxonomy places the organism in Eukaryota, Viridiplantae, Streptophyta, Magnoliopsida, Brassicales, Brassicaceae. Gene Ontology annotation, molecular function: protein serine/threonine kinase activity; ATP binding. Gene Ontology annotation, cellular component: cytoplasm.